Phytophthora infestans T30-4 is the source of this 926-nucleotide messenger RNA. RefSeq lists its product as uncharacterized. Gene Ontology annotation, cellular component: mitochondrion. NCBI's taxonomy places the organism in Eukaryota, Oomycota, Peronosporomycetes, Peronosporales, Peronosporaceae. Gene Ontology annotation, molecular function: protein-containing complex binding. The transcript is spliced from 3 exons. The record is from RefSeq and is a predicted model, not a curated record. Bases 53 to 859 code for a protein of 268 amino acids.
UCACUCUUCAAUUGACCAGCAACCAGUUAGUGAGGUCUCCCACUACAUGACAAUGCUGGGUGCCGCGUCGAAGCGCAUGCGUCUAAGCACGAUGCGCACGCUGAAGGCUUACGACAAGAGCGAGCACCGCGUGCUGGUCAUCGGCGGCAACGGCUUCGUGGGCAGCAACAUCUUGCAACGCGCCGUACAAAAAGGAAUCGAAGUGCGCAGCCUCAACCCGUCGGGCAAGCCGCAAUGGCAGGACGUGCCCUGGAUCGACCAGGUGGACUGGCACGAGGGCGACGUGUUCGACGAGAAGCAACUGGCAAAGGCAGUGGAGGGCGUCACGGGCGUCAUCUCGACGGUGGGUGCGUUCGGCAGCAAUGAGCUCAUGGAGAAAGUGUGCGGAGACGCUACGAUUGUGGCGGCGAGGGCAGCACAGAAAGCGGGAGCGGAGCGCUUCGUGUUCGUCUCCAACUCGCGCGUAGGCUCGUUCUACCCGUCGUGGCUGCCUAUGUAUGGCUAUUACCAUGGCAAGCAGAGAGCCGAAAAAGCUGUGCAGUCGAGAUUCCCCAGCACAGGCGUGGCGCUGCGUCCGGGUUUCAUCUACGGCUGGAGACGCACUAUAAAGGGUCGAGGGAUUCCGCUGCAACUUGCAGGGGCGCCAAUCUCAUUCCUGGCGAGAGACCUUGGUGCAGUUUCAACUGCUCUAAGCUACAUGCCGUUCUUUGGAGAGGAAAUGCGAGCUGCGAUUCCUGUUGGUGUAGUCGCAAAAGCUGCUGUGCUCAGUGCGAUUGGUCCAGUCCACGGACACACGUUGGAUACGACCAGUAUGCUGGAGUUGGCUGCGUCAUUCCACAUCCACGAGGAACAAGAUUAACGAUGAAAAAAUGAGUCGAGCACAAAUUCGGAAGUGAUAAAUCUAACAUUCCUCGCGGCAAUAAUUA